AUGUCAAUGGUUUCCUCUGCCAUCCCUCACUUUUAUUCAUCAUUAAGCUUGGGUUUCUCCACUAAAAUCCCUCGUCUCGCCGUUUUUUCUCGGUAUCGCAAUCUCUAUUCGAAGUCUUUCACUGUUAAAGCUUCAGCCUCUUUGGAUUAUUCAACCGAUAAAUCAUCUAUCUCAUCAAAGACUAGCAGCUGGCAAUGGAAAUUCAAGGAUAAUUCUAUCAAAAUACAUUACGAGGAGCAUGGAGACGAGAGUAAUGCAGCAACCAAAAAUAUUCUGAUGAUGCCAACUAUUUCAGAUGUGAGCACAGUGGAAGAAUGGAGAUUGGUGGCUAAAGACAUCCUUCAACAAUCUGGAAAUGUUAAUUGGCGAGCCACCAUUGUUGAUUGGCCUGGUCUUGGUUAUUCUGAUCGCCCAAAGCUAGAUUACAAUGCUGAUGUCAUGGAAUCUUUUCUUGUUGACUUCAUCCUUGACCAAAAUAGUCCAAUAGGGAAAGACUUGGUGAUAAUUGGUGGAGGGCAUGCUGCAACUAUAGCAAUCCGUGCUGCUAAAAAGGGUUUGGUCAAACCAACUGCCAUUGCUGCUGUUGCUCCCACAUGGUCUGGUCCUCUUCCCAUUGUAUUUGGUCGUGAUUCCAAGACAGAAACAAGGCACACCUUAAGGGCCCCAGGUGUAGGUUGGAUGAUGUAUAAUAUACUAGUAAGCAACAAGAAAUCCAUCCAAUCCCAAUAUAAAUCCCACGUGUAUGCUGACUCAGCAAACGUGACACCUGCCAUAAUCGAAAGCAGAUACGAGCUCACGAAACAGAAAGGGGCCCGUUAUGUCCCGGCUGCUUUCUUAACGGGUCAACUUGACCCGGUGAAGACCCGUGAAGAGUUUGUUCAACUGUUUAAAGGGUUAGAGGGUAAAGUACCGGUUUUAGUUGUGUCGACCUCUGGUGCACCAAAGAGGUCGAAAGCAGAAAUGGAAGCUCUUAGAGAAGCUAAAGGUGUUACUAAGUUUGUUGAGGUUCAAGGAGCUCUACUUCCACAUGAAGAAUACCCUCAUUUGGUUGCUAGAGAGCUUUAUAGUUUCUUGCAAGAUUUAAUAAUAUAA
Molecule: messenger RNA, 1092 nt
Organism: Lactuca virosa
Lineage: Eukaryota; Viridiplantae; Streptophyta; Magnoliopsida; Asterales; Asteraceae
Source: the annotation of a GenBank genome assembly